GUAACCCGGCGAGAGGAGCUGACCUCCCUCGAACCUUCUUCUGCUACCUCCUACUACCUCGCCUUUCUUCUUCUCUUCACCUACCUCCUCCCAAGAUCUGACCAAGAGAGAGAGAGAGGGUCCGUUACAGGCUGGCGGCGCUUGACAUCGGAGGCGGCCGGCAGCGCACAUGCUCGGGGACGGCAGGCGGCGCGCAAGACCCGAGCGUCCGGCGGCGCGCAAGACCCGAGCGUCCGGCGGCGCUUGAUCUCAGGGCGGUCAGUAGCGCUUGAUCUCAGGGCGGCUGGCGGCGCUUGAUUUCGCGGACGGCCGGCGCUGCACAAGAUCCGAGCGGUCGGCGGCGCUUGAUCUCGGAGACAGCCGGUGGCCCUUGACUUCAGGGAUGGCCGGCGGCGUUUGAGAUCCUGGUUAGCUGGGGUCAAGCAAGAGUAGGCCAUCUACGGCGAGGAUGGCGGCCGGCGAGCAGCAGGGCCAAGCAAGAAGAGCUGGGUGAUGCCAAACACCUCCUUUUAACGGACCUGAGCCUGGGAGUGCUUCUCAUCUAUGGGAUCGACGAACGGUAGCAGCUCUUCUCAACAAAGCAGCGGCUUACCUUAGCAGGCUGGGCCACAGAAAUUAUCUGAAGACACACAGGCUACCUGCUGUGCAACAUAUCUGUCUCAGCUCUGACUUGAGGCGCAAUGGCCGAGGUUGUGAUUCUCAUGGCAGUGGCAAAGAUCGGUGUAGCUCUGGGGAAUGAAGCAAUGAACCAGGCUACUUUACAGUUCUAUAACUUUAUAACACAGCUAACAGAGCUUCAAGGAAGCAUGGGUCGCAUCAGAAGGGAGCUCAGGUUGAUGCAUGAAUAUCUUUGCCGAAUGGACAUACGGAAUCGCAACAAUCAGACAUAUGAAAUCUGGGUGGAGGAGGUGAGAAUGCUUGUUCAUGGGAUUGAGGACAUUGUGGAUGAGUAUUUGCAUCUUGUUGGUCAGAAACAUGACAGUGGAUGGAGUGCCUAUCUGAAGAAAGGAUUCAAACAACCAAAUGUUUUAUUCUCUUUAAACAGGGUAGCUUCUUUGGUUAAGGAAGCGGAGGUCAAUCUUGUGCACCUGUUCCAGGCUAAAGAUCGAUGGGUGUCAAUGGUAGAUAGUGGGUAUAUGAAUGACUCAAGUUACAUUGUUGAGAGGUCUCAGCAUCUAGCAAGCACUUCACGUUCCCUUGCUGAAGAAGAUCUCGUGGAGGUUGAUGGAAACAGAAAAAAGCUUGAGCAGUGGUUGGCAGGUGAUGAGUUGGAACGCUCUGUGGUAGUGCUGCAUGGUAUGGGAGGGCUUGGUAAAACAACUUUGGCUGCAAAUGUCUACAGGAAGGAAACAGAAAAUUUUGAUUGCCAUUGUUGGGUCUCUGUCUCUCAAACUUAUUCCAGAGAAGAUGUUUUAAAAAAAUUAAUCAAGGAGCUUUUCAAAGACAAAGCCAUUGUUCCAUCUAAUAUUGAGACCAUGGACAUCAUAAGCCUUGAAGAGGCACUGAAGAAUUUUUUAGAGCAGCGUAAGUAUUUGAUCAUGCUGGAUGAUGUUUGGACUCCUGAAGCAUUUCAUGAUCUUUCUGGGGUGGUUAUUCGUAACAAGAAGGGCAGCAGAGUUGUAAUCACAACCAGGGAAGGCAAUGUUGCUCGACUUGCUUCUCAAGGACAGGUCUUAACACUAAAACCUCUAUCAAAGGAUGGAUCAUGGCAACUCUUCUGUAAGACAGCUUUCCCCAGAGAUACAAAAUGUGAGUGUCCCACAGAACUGACAGAAUUAGCACAUGAAGUGGUUGACAAGUGUAAAGGCAUACCCCUCGCAAUUGUCUCUAUUGGCAAGCUCCUCUUUGUACGUGACAAGACCAAAGAGGAACUGAAGCGAAUACAUGACCAGCUCGACUGGGAGCUAGUUAACAAUCCAAGCUUGGAACAUGUCAGGAAUAUCCUUUAUUUGAGUUACUUGUACCUUCCGACAUACUUGAAAAGUUGCUUUCUGUACUGCAGCUUGUUCCCAGAGGACUAUCUUUUCAAAAGGAAAAAGCUGAUACGAUUGUGGGUAGCAGAGGGCUUCGUCAAGGGAAGGGGUGAAAGCACAAUGGAGGAAGUGGCUGAAGGUUAUCUAGAAGAGUUGGUUCACAGAAAUAUGCUUCAAGUUGAUACAAGAAACCCAUUUGGUAGGAUAAAAUCAUUCAGGAUGCAUGAUAUUGUACGUGAGUUGGCAGUAGAUUUGUGUCGCCGGGAAUGCUUUGGUGUUGUUUAUGAGGAGGAUAAAUAUAUGGAAUCUCUUGAUGAGAUGGAUGCACGUCGACUGGUAAUACACAAAAUGAAGAAGGAUAUUUAUCAGUCAGUAUCAGGUGUACACCGUCUCCGCUCUGUUAUCGCAUUGGACAUCAAUAUUCCAUCCACUUUACUGCCUCUAAUAGCAAUGAAGUCCAGAUAUAUGUCGGUGCUGGAGUUAAGUGGCCUACCCAUUGAGAAAGUUCCAGAUGGUAUUGGAGAUCUUUUCAAUCUCCGCUAUUUGGGUCUGCGUGGUUCAAAAGUGAAGCUCCUUCCCAGGUCUAUUGAGAAACUUUCAAGUUUGUUGACACUGGACCUUUCAGGGUCUGGCAUGAAGGAGCUGCCUAGAGGCAUUGGUAAACUAAAAAAGCUUAGGCAGUUAUUCACUGACAAAGCUAGUGAUCGAUUUAGGAGAGAUUUCCGAUGCGGCAGUGGUGUAUGCAUCCCCAAGGGCCUUGAGAACCUGACAAGUCUGCAGACACUAGUAUCAUUGGAAGCGCAGGAUGAGUCCGUUAGACAGUUGGGGGAGCUGAGGCAGCUGAGAAGCUUGGAGAUAUGGAAUGUGAAAGGAACCUACUGUGGACAUAUAUCUGCUUCUCUAGCCGGGAUGCGACACCUUUCCUACCUACAUGUGAAUGCAAGCGAAGACAAUGAGGUUCUCCGGUUGAGUGGUCUACCCCCAAACCUGCAAAGGAUUAGCUUGACUGGCCGAUUAGCGGAAGGCACAUUGGUAGAGUCUCCUCUGUUCCAAACUGCGGGGCGGAACCUGUAUUCACUGUCUCUAUCUUGGUCCCAGAUGAUACAAGACCCCUUACCAUCCCUUUCUCGAUUGUCAAAUUUGUCAGACCUGAUGCUCACCAGGGCGUACAGAGGAAAGCAGAUGACAUUUCUUGCCGGGUGGUUCCCCAAGCUAAAAACCCUGAGACUGAGAGACCUGCCAAAUCUGGAGGUUCUAGAGAUGAAGGAAGGUGCCGUUGUGAGCCUCGAAAUAUUAACACUAGUCAACCUUGAAGGCAUGGUGGAGGUCCCACCUGGCAUAGAGUUUCUCGCGCAUGUAAAGCAUAUUUCGUUCCGGGAAAUCACCAGCGAGUUUUUGACUUCGCUGCGACAAUGUCCUAGAACUCAAGGGAUGCAGUGGCGGCAUACUCUCAGGUGACAUUAACCCUGCUGGCCUCGAAAUGAGUAUGUAAGCCGCUCAACUGCAGACUACUGUUCCACUACCAGUUUCCUUGUGUACUUCACCUUCAUGUUUUUAUUGGUUUGCUUGUCGGAAGAAAGGAUAUCCUACAAAUACUUCACUUUCCCUACUUGUAGUCACUACUACUGUUUUUGUGAUUGUGGAUCAUGGUAUUGUCUAUUUAUUGGACAGGUCGAUUUGGUGCUCGGGCUCAUCUGCACCUGAAAUCUGAGCCUUUGGUUGUUGCCUUGAGAUGGUAAAAAUCGUGUCAGAUGCGACAGAGCUGGACCGUUGAAAAAAGAGGAUACAGGCUAUAUACUGUAUGGCACAGUGCGCACGGGUGGGCCAGUUGCGUAGCUUGUGGCGUCGCUCCGUGAUUGCGGGCGUCUGAGCCGUGGCUCAGAACUUGUCCGAUGCUAGGCCAGGUCGUGAGGUGCCAAACGAGCCGUCCCUGGACUGCACGUCUGUUUGUGGGGAGGUACCUCGCGGUAAUGGCGGGCGUGUUCACCGAUUCCCCACCCAGGGAGGAGUUCGCGGACAGCUUGGAGCAGCCAAAUCCCGACACUCUAGGGUUCCUCCGUCUGUCCAUGGCCGCUGGGCUGCAUCGCCGCUGACGCCGUUUCCACCGCCCCAUCACCGUUGACCCCGACGCCACCACUGCUCUCUAGAUCUCAGUCUCGCCGGCGCUCCUCACUGCCUUGCUCCCCUCUACUGGACAGCUGCUCGCCGGCGUCGUCUUUCUCCUGUACUGGUCGGCGUCAUCUCGUUCUCGGGCACUAACAAGUCCAUGUCCCCCUGGUUCUGCACGACAUCUCUAGCCCGACAGCCUCCACCAGACACCACGGGUUCCUCCUCCUGGAGGAGUUCACCGACAGCCAUGGAGAACCAGAUCCAGUACUUCUGAUGUUGUUACCGUCAGGCGAGGCCAACAGAUCCAUGCCGGCGGACUCGAAUUCUGAGUCUUGAUGCCAGGCGAGGCCACGGUAGGGCUUGCGGCAGCGACGGGAGGUAUCUCCGACUCGGUCCGCGCAGUCAGCUGACAGGGUCAACCCCGAGGCAUAAUGCACCUUAUCGUCGGACCUGAAGGCUGAGCUGACUCCUGGUGGUGAGGUGACGUUAAAUGUCUGGAGAUGCAUACAGCACAUGCUGAAUGCAAAGGAGAAGAGGAUGUACCGUGGGUGGCUCGCGAGGUGGAGAGAUUCCGCGCUUUGUGAGCUUUGCAGGGCAGACAAUUAAGUGGACUGGGAUUAUAUCAGCAUGAUGAUGAACCCUUAAUUGAUAGGGUACAGAAUUGAUUGGCUGGAAAAGUUGAUGUUCCCAGUGCUUUUCAUGGACCGCUGGUCAUUAUACAUUCUCGAUACUGAGAAGAAGGUUGUGAUGGUGUUUGACCCAACCGAGACAGAUCCGACAGAUGAGAUGAAGAGGAAGCACGAGGCAUUAUCGAGGAAGUUCUGGUUUAGAUUCUGCCACCUGUCCAAUGUCAUGUUCGGUGCAGGUGCAGGGUUGGUCGAGACGACUGGCUGGACAUUUGUGUACCCCCUGGUGGCGCAGCACGAACCAUGCAUGAGUACAGGAUAGCAGUGUGUCAUGCGCUACAUUCUGGAGUUCACUGGUCUUUACCUUGGUUCGAUGCUUACCCAAGCACAGCUUGAGCACCUAAUAAGAAAGAAAAUUGCAUAUGUGGUCAGUGAUCAUGAAGGGGAACAAGGGAAAUAUCCUGUAUUUCCUGCACAAAGAAAAUUUGUACUUAGAGACCUAAGCAGAUUAAUUAGAAUUACGGACGCUGCGAGCAAAGUUGUAUGGACAGAUUACCCUCUAUCUGAAUUCGCAAUGUCAUAACUAACUAUUGGUGGCGA
Molecule: messenger RNA, 5308 nt
Organism: Triticum aestivum (bread wheat)
Lineage: Eukaryota; Viridiplantae; Streptophyta; Magnoliopsida; Poales; Poaceae
Product: disease resistance protein RPM1
Exons: 10
Coding region: 681-3431 (916 amino acids)
Biological process (GO): defense response to other organism
Molecular function (GO): ADP binding
Source: RefSeq, a predicted model, not a curated record